Durotheca rogersii is the source of this 1107-nucleotide messenger RNA. RefSeq lists its product as uncharacterized. Lineage: Eukaryota; Fungi; Ascomycota; Sordariomycetes; Xylariales; Xylariaceae. The record is from RefSeq and is a predicted model, not a curated record. The transcript has a single exon. Bases 520 to 891 code for a protein of 123 amino acids.
UCUGUACAAAGUUACUUGCUUUCCAAAGGCCCCCCUGCGUUGCAAAGUCUGGAGUCGCGAACAUGGCCGUCCAGAAUACCACGUUGCGACAGGGCUGAAGAUUUUAAUCAUCUGAUUGGCUAGAACGAUGGGUUGAUGCAGCUGGCUCUCGAAUUUGCAAUGUCGCACCUUCGACUGCACUCAGGCAUCAUUCUUCGCUAUAAGUAUUCGACUGCUGGUAAGUCUGCCUUCGCCAGCGUCCCUAAUGGGCCUAGGAGACUCAUUGCGGACCACGUCGUCGUGCUUGACGAUUUCCCCGGGCCGAACCUAGUGGUUGGCUUCGGGAGACCAAGUUCAAAGUGGAGUGGCAGGUAACUUGCGAAUCAGCUCGACAAUCCAAAUAAGGAGCUCCUCUGGCCGCUGAGACAGCUGGCGAAUAUCCGCAAGAUUGCUCAAACUCGCUACGGGUACAUUCAGACGGACGAAGAGCUGGUGGUGUACUGCUUUAGCAAGAACGCUGAACGGUGGAAGGUAGCCACCAUGCCGAUUCCGUGGUCUAGGAACGGCGUCGAUGUGCUCACAACAGAUCUUGCUUUGUGGUGGCUAUGUAUGCUGGCAAUGUCGGCCCAUCAUCACCGUGCCAUUGUGGGGGAGGAAGAAAUGGUCAAGAUCAACGAUUGGGACGUCGUUUAUCUCGAUGAGGAGCGAGGUUGGGUACGUCGCCAUCAGUACUCGAACGUCGAGGAGCCCGUGAGCCCUCCCCCGCCUCCUGAAUACAGGACUCCCUCCCCAGGCAACGCUGCUGCUUUCGCAGCUGGCGCGGGCCCCCACGCAAACAACUGGCUCAACAUCAACCCCCUUAACGAUGCCGACCCUAGCGAUUUUAAUCUCCUGGGAUUCCCUUUUAUCUAGUGAUGAGAAGCGAUCAGCAAGCGCGGAGUAAAAUGAAACGAGGAAGUUCUAAAGGAAAGAAAUCGUGGGAAACGGUAGGGGUCUUAAGCGGCUUUGAUUAAAGCUAUUCAGGGCAUUCUUAUGAGCCAUUGAAGAAGAACAGCGUGGGCACGCUGUUAGGGGGACCGAUAAGGAACAGCCCAACAGCCAACAACUGGCCUAGUGCCGACCAGGCAG